Molecule: messenger RNA, 1812 nt
Organism: Sapajus apella (tufted capuchin)
Lineage: Eukaryota; Metazoa; Chordata; Mammalia; Primates; Cebidae
Gene: ASMT
Product: acetylserotonin O-methyltransferase
Exons: 8
Coding region: 491-1528 (345 amino acids)
Molecular function (GO): O-methyltransferase activity
Source: RefSeq, a predicted model, not a curated record
AAUAAAGGGUCUCAGUAUGUUUCCCAGGCUGGGCUGCUGACAUCUCGAUAUUGGUCUUCUAGCCUCUGGAACUGUGGGAGAACUGGGUUUUGAGCCAGCCAGUUAGUGGAAGUUCGUAACAGCCCCAGAAAUGAACACAGAGCCUGUUCCAUCCCUAAGACGAUUACUUAGGGCUCCUGACUGCUGAGCAUAUUGGUUUGGGAUGAGUUCUACACCCGCUGACACAAGGGUUCGUGGAGACUAUUCAGGGGUGCAGAGAGGCACGCAAGAAGCCAGGGAAUUCCCACGUGCUUCCUGAUCCCCUCAUAAGCUUAAUGGAAAUUUCUGGAGCGACCUGUGUUUGUUUCAUUAGUGGAAAGCUGGCAGGGAGCUUCAGGCAGCAGCCGUGAGCAGGUGGCUGGCAGGGUGUCACCAGUGUGGUAGCAGGCUCCGUGCGCCCUGAGGGAAACGUUGCAGGGACUCCGGACGCCACGGCUGGAUUGCAGAGAACAUGAGUUCCUCGGAGGAUCACGGCUAUCGCCUCCUCACUGACUACGCAAACGGCUUCAUGGUGUCACAGGUUCUCUUCGCCGCCUGUGAGCUGGGAGUGUUUGACCUUCUCUCGGAGGCCCCAGGGCCCCUGGCCGUGGCUGCCGUGGCUGCAGGUGUGGGAGCCAGCUACCACGCGAUGGAGCGCCUGCUGGAUGCCUGUGUGUCCCUGAAGUUGCUCACAGUGGAGACCAGGGGAGGACAAGCUUUCUAUGGAAACACGGAGAUGUCCAGAGUCUACCUGAGCAGGGUCAGCCCGACCUCACAGUGCAGCAUGCUGCUGUACAUGGCCAGGACCACUUACCACUGCUGGGGCCGCCUGGCACAGGCUGUGAGAGAAGGCAAGAACCAAUAUCUGCAGACCUUCGGAGUUCCCGCAGAAGACCUUUUCACCGCCAUCUACAGGUCGGAGGGCGAGCGUGUGCAGUUCAUGCAAGCCCUGCGGGAGGUCUGGAGCGUGAACGGGAGAAGCGUGCUGACCGCAUUCGACCUGUCCCUGUUCCCGCUCGUGUGCGACCUCGGCGGUGGGGCCGGGGCUCUGGCCAGGCAGUGCCUUUGUCUGUACCCCGGAUGUCACGUCACCGUUUUCGACCUCCCAGAAGUGGUGAGGACGGCAAAGCAGCACUUCCCACUCCCGGAGGAAGAGCAGGUUGGCUUCCAGGAAGGGGAUUUCUUUAAAGACCGUCUUCCGGAAGCAGACCUGUACAUCCUGGCCAGGAUCCUCCAUGACUGGGCGGAUGGAAGAUGCUCACAGCUGCUGGAGAGGGUCUACCGCUCUUGCAAGCCAGGUGGUGGCAUUCUAGUCAUUGAAAGCCUCCUGGAUGAAGACAGGCGAGGUCCUCUGCUCACGCAGCUCUACUCUCUCAACAUGCUUGUGCAGACGGAAGGCCAGGAGAGGACCCCCAGCCACUUCCAUGCGCUCCUCUCUUCUGCUGGCUUCAGAGACUUCCAGUUUAAGAAAACGGGGGCCAUUUACGAUGCCAUUUUAGCCAGGAAAUAACUUUCCUUGUGAUCUGGAACGACCAUCUGCUGGGAGAAGGCCUUGACGUGUGUGCGAUGGAUUGUACGUUGUUUACUGAGAAAUGAUGGCAAGGAACGCUGCGUGUCCCCAGGCAGAAGACUGCUCAGGGCGUUCUCGGAUGGUGAACUGUAUGUACCAGUCAUGCCCUCGUUACACUAACUCCCAAAACACAGGAUACAUGAUCUUGUCCCCUUUGCUGACUGGCGAAGAGUGCUUUCUAGCUUAUUUCUAUUUUACUAGUGAACAGGUGCUACCUGCCUAUU